AUGGGUCUCAAGUCCAAAAUGGAAGUCGAGUCUGGCAGCACUGAUCCAGAAUCUAUUACAUACCAGAGAACAAUGAGCGGUCUCGCUCAGGAUCAAUGCCAAUGUUUCUGUGGUUAUGGAGCUCGUGGAGUUCUGAAAAAGGAGUACGUCCGCCAAAUGGUAAAGUUAUCGGGAAGGCCGAAUAUAGCUUGGGAGGACAUGGUAAAGUCGCUACGGUUGACUCAAUGCAGCCAUAUUGUUACAUUGCAUUGGGCAGUCGACUCAGGGACGAAGUCCGAAUUGGGCUUUGCCGCUGACAAUCGUCGUGCAAACGUCAUCCUGACAAGAGCAUGGGCCUCUUUGAUCGUUGUAGCCAAUGGAGCUAUCAUAACUGUCUUGGGCAGAUCCGAUGGCGGUCUAUUCAGAAGUCCUGGUUCAUUGGACUGGUUGUUUUGAUGAUGUUCUGAUUGGGAUAGCUGCAGGGAUUGAAGGCGGAGGAAAUAGAUUAUAGACCUCUUUUCGGAUAGUAAGCCAUGCGACGGACUUGUUGAGGAGACAAUGACUUUCUGUCAGGCGGAGUUUGACAGGUGGUUUCUUUUCUGAUGAGGUAUUUUGCAUGUCAAGGUUGGAGGAGGUCUGAAUGGGUAGCAGGAAGGUACAAUAAACACGCUCUUGAGAUCCUUAGAUAUCGAC
Molecule: messenger RNA, 672 nt
Organism: Aspergillus vadensis CBS 113365
Lineage: Eukaryota; Fungi; Ascomycota; Eurotiomycetes; Eurotiales; Aspergillaceae
Exons: 2
Coding region: 1-435 (144 amino acids)
Source: RefSeq, a predicted model, not a curated record